Molecule: messenger RNA, 544 nt
Organism: Racocetra persica
Lineage: Eukaryota; Fungi; Glomeromycota; Glomeromycetes; Diversisporales; Gigasporaceae
Source: the annotation of a GenBank genome assembly
AAAGAAAUAGAAAUAUCAAAAGAUUUAGAACAAUUAAAUGAUGGUGGAUAUUUUGACGAAAGAAUCGGCGAAGUUAGAGAUGAAUAUUUGGGUCCUGAUAAUUCAAAAGAAAAAUUACAUAUUUUACGAAGAUCAAGAAUUGAUCGAUUAUUAGGAAGUGAAGAAGACCAAAGAUAUGAUCUUAUAAGAGAUAUUAUUAAUAAUACAGAAAAUAUCGAAGAAAUAUCAGAUUCAUCCGAAAUAUUUACAGAUAUUAAAAUGUUAAAUCAAACUUUAUUAACAGGAAAUCGUGAUAAAUCAGAAUUGGAAAGAGAACGAAAAACUCAAUAUAACAAUGGGUUAUAUGAUAUUAUUAGUUCAGCUAUCAGAAUAGAAGAAGAUAUUGAUAAAUUACAAAAAGAAUGGCAAGAAGCUAUUGAAAACAAUCUUGAUCAAGAUUUUUUGACCAAUAGAUUAAAAAUAAAUCUUCAACAAAAUCGAUUAAAUAGAAUUAAAGAAUUAAAAGAAAAAGAAAAUGAUACUAAAACACCUAAAACACCAAAAC